UCAACCAGUUCUAUCUCAAAUUUUUUGGUCGCCAUAGAAAUGGCGGGACUAGAGGCUGCACUCUCCCUCCUACUGCGCCAUCCUUCUUCUUCGUCUAAAUCCCUCUCAUCUCCCAAACUACAACGACAGUUCAUAAAUCUCCGCAGCUCCAAUUCUUUCCUUCUCCCUUCCGAAAAUCUUCGUGUGUCUCCUCUCACCCACAGCCGCCCAUCAACUCGAAAGCUUUCCUUUGAACUAGGUUCCACUUUACAAGAAAUAACAGCAGAGACCAAAACACAAGAAACCCAGGAAGUAAGCCAAAAGAGAAAACUAUAUGUAGUCAAUUUGCCUUGGUCUCUCUCUGUUGCUGAUAUCAAAAACCUCUUUGGCCAAUGUGGGACUGUAACAGAUGUUGAGAUUAUAAAGCAAAAAGAUGGGAGGAGCAAGGGCUUUGCGUUUGUGACUAUGGCCUCUGGGGAGGAAGCUCAGGCUGUUAUUGAUAAAUUUGACUCUCAUGAACUUUCAGGGAGGAUUAUUAGGGUUGAAUUUGCAAAGAGGUUCAGGAAACCCUCUCCUCCACUUCCUCCAGGCACUCCUGCCGGGGAGACCCGACAUAAGCUCUAUGUUUCCAAUCUUGCUUGGAAAGUUAGAGCAACUCAUCUGAGAGAUUUUUUCUCUACUAAUUUCAACCCGGUUUCAAGUAGAGUUGUCUUUGACAGCCCUUCUGGAAGAUCUGCUGGCUAUGGGUUUGUUUCAUUUGCCACAAAGGAGGAGGCAGUUGCUGCUAUAUCUGCUCUUGAUGGAAAGGAAUUAAUGGGUCGGCCGCUUCGGCUGAAAUUCAGUGAAAGAAAUGCUGAUGAAUCUUGAAGUGCAAAGCAAGAGGAAGUAAUAUAAAUACCCAACAUUUGGUAACCAUGCCUUUGGUUUGCUGAUCGACGGUACAAAUAAAGCAGCAGCAGCAGCGGAUAUGGCAAAAAAUUAUUUAUCUGACUCCAAUUAAUUUGGAAUUAAGACUUAUUUGUGCAUUCUCUUCUCUUUUUCUACCAGUACUGUGUAUAAGUUGUUGAUAUUAUUAUAAAUAUAUCACAUAACCGA
Messenger RNA from Hevea brasiliensis (rubber tree), 1074 nucleotides. RefSeq names its product 29 kDa ribonucleoprotein, chloroplastic. Gene Ontology annotation, molecular function: mRNA binding. The transcript is spliced from 4 exons. The record is from RefSeq and is a predicted model, not a curated record. The coding region runs from base 40 to 846 and encodes 268 amino acids. Lineage: Eukaryota; Viridiplantae; Streptophyta; Magnoliopsida; Malpighiales; Euphorbiaceae. Gene Ontology annotation, cellular component: cytosol.